UUCUUGCAGGUGAUCUCCGAUUUUGAUUACACCUUGUCAAGAUUCGAAGAUAACCUCGGUGGACGAUGUUGGACAACCCAUGGUGUGUUCGACAACUGUUCAAAGCAGGUCGAUCCAGAACUGGCUUUAAAGUUGCAACGUCUAAAGGAGAGAUAUUUCCCAGUUGAAUUUGACCCCAAAAUGACGCAGGAGCAAAAAGUGCCUUACAUGGAACAAUGGCAAGUGGAACAGUUCUCACAAUCACAUUGUUUCUGCCAGAUUCCAUCGGAACACUGUCGAGAAUUUUGUGCGGAAUUCAAAAAUAAUAUUGAGGACGAUGCCGAAAUAGAAAUAGAAUGGAUUUUUGUUAUUUUCCUUGCGAAUGAUGCCGGAAUGGAGGAAAAAUGGAGUUUUGAAUUAGCUCUGCUUCGUUCUCAGGGAAUAAAAAGAGAUCAAGCAGAACAGAUGAUAAUACGCUUGAAUCAACUUGGUGUUCCGCUGGUCGUCUUCUCUGCCGGUAUUGGAAAUAUCAUCGAAAUGUAUUUGGAGCAACGGCUGGGCCAGAUCCCAACGAACAUACGGAUAAUCUCGAAUAUGAUGAAUUUUGAUGAAAACGUAUGUUCAUGA
This is a messenger RNA of Haemonchus placei, 606 nucleotides long. The record is from the annotation of a GenBank genome assembly. NCBI's taxonomy places the organism in Eukaryota, Metazoa, Nematoda, Chromadorea, Rhabditida, Trichostrongylidae.